AGGCAGGGCCGGGCAGCCGGAGGCCGCUCCGUCCCGCUUCUCCCCGGGCACACGGCCCGCACCCCCUCUGGCCGCGCCCGAUGGAGCCGGGGUCGGUGGCCGGUAAGGCGUCACGGCUGCGGGGUUACCUCAGGUGAUUCGCACCGUGCCAUUUCACUGGGCACCGCGGGCGAGGGUGUGCCCGGUAAUGGAAUUUGACCCUCUGACGCACCCUCGAUCGAUUAAAACAUUCCGCCAAGUCCCUGAGCUUUCGCACGCUCCUCAUCGCCUGAGAUAGAAAGUGCACGCGAGGGUUUGCCCCCGCAGGGGAGGGCACUGCUGGUGCUCUCGGGCAGGAGCAGGCAAGGAUGGUGUGAGCCCGGCGGCCACACGCAAAUCCGACCGCUGUGCGAGCUGCGAGACAGCGGCGGGCUGAGGUGGAGCAGGAGGAGUUAGUCAGGGGCUGAGUCACGAUUGGGUUCCCCCCCCAAGCCUGUCUUUUCCUGUUUGCCUGUGGUCUGCAGACUGCCCCGUGUUCCGAUUUAACCUCCUUUUUUUUUUUUUUUUUUUUUUUUUUUUUGCUAGGGAUGACAUCUAAGGAUGCUUCAGGUGAAGCUAAUAGUAACUGGAGAUGACUUCGGCUAUUGUCCUCGGAGAAACCAAGGCAUUGUGGAUUGUUUCCUGGCUGGUGCGAUAUCUAACGUGUCCCUUCUAGUCAACGGAAGUGCUGCAGCAGAUGCAGCCAAGCUGGCAAGGAGACACAACAUCCCAAUAGGCCUGCAUGCCAACCUCUCCGAGGGCUCCCCUGUAUGUGAGGGGCUCAAGACAAACUCUUCUCUGCUCAACCAAGAUGGAUUCUUCCACGGAAAAAUGGGAUUCAGAACAGCUCUAUCAAAAGGUCUCCUGAAUAUGUCAGAGGUGAAGCAGGAGCUGAAGGCCCAGGUGGAGCUGUUCCAUGAGCUGACAGGUCACCUACCUCCUCACAUGGAUGGGCACCAGCACGUCCAUGUUCUCCCAGAGGUCAGACACGUAUUUGCAGAGGUGUUAGAGGAAUAUGGGAUUAAGUACACACGUGUCCCAAUAGAGCCAGGCCUUCAUAACUGUGACUGGAUUCCACCAUCCCUGAUGGACUUUUACCUGGGAAUAGAAGAAGAUUCUUUUAACACAGUGGAUGUGUUUACAAAGCAUGGAAUAAGCAUUAACAGCAGUGUUCCCUCCUCUGGCUGCAGGUGGCCAGACAUUUACAUAGGCUUGAGCACCAUGGGCAGGAACAUGUCUGUCAGCAGCAUCCGGAGUGCCAUCGACAGCGCCGUCCUGCAGCUCACGGCCAGGGCACUGCAGAGCAGCACAGGGACAAUCGAACUGAUGGUGCACCCAGGCUACCCCAGUGUCCCACCUGUCGGCGGCUGUGGGGAAGGACCAGAUGAUUUCUCACAGUCCUGGGAACGCCUCCAUGAACUCCAGACAUUAAUUAAACCGGAGCUGCAGAGCCAUUACAAAAGCAGGAACAUUCAACUGUGUUCAUUCAAAGAUCUUUAA
Messenger RNA from Cinclus cinclus, 1518 nucleotides. RefSeq names its product YdjC chitooligosaccharide deacetylase homolog (gene YDJC). The record is from RefSeq and is a predicted model, not a curated record. The transcript is spliced from 5 exons. Gene Ontology annotation, biological process: carbohydrate metabolic process. Lineage: Eukaryota; Metazoa; Chordata; Aves; Passeriformes; Cinclidae. The coding region runs from base 580 to 1518 and encodes 312 amino acids. Gene Ontology annotation, molecular function: deacetylase activity.